Molecule: messenger RNA, 1866 nt
Organism: Rosa chinensis
Lineage: Eukaryota; Viridiplantae; Streptophyta; Magnoliopsida; Rosales; Rosaceae
Exons: 3
Coding region: 290-1342 (350 amino acids)
Source: RefSeq, a predicted model, not a curated record
UAAUCUUUUUUUUUUUUUUUUGUUAAGCACACCUCGUUGAACCUUUACCAGUUCGUUUGCUUGUUUUCCUAAAAAACAAAUAAAAUCAUAGUGCCUCUUCUCCUACCCAAGCAUUUGACUUUGUUGUGGACUCGAUUUAGUUUAAUAGUUGAAUUUCUGUAUCGAUCUGUUUUCCUUUCUGUUUGUUCUGUAAAAAUUUUGGAGAGAUUGGUCUUGAGGCCCAGGCAGCAAUCUUGAUUGGAUUCGAUGCUUCAAGGUCUGGAAAACUGAGAUCGGAUUAGAGGGCAAAAUGUCGCCUUCAAAUACAGGGUCGGUGGGCAACGGAGGAGCAGGAGGAGGAGGAAAGAAUUACAUAGAGCACCAAGUCUCCAAGAUGGACACUCUCGCCGGCGUUGCUAUCAAAUACGGCGUUGAGGUCGCUGACAUUAAAAGGAUGAAUGGCUUUGCUACAGAUCUUCAAAUGUUUGCUUUGAAGACCUUGAAAAUACCUUUACCAGGAAGACAUUCACCAUCUACUGCUUCUCUUUCUCCACAAGAAAACAACACUGAAAAGUCAUCCUCAGGUCUUGGCCAGCCUAAUUUGCUACCACCAUUCCGAUCUGUAGGUUCAAGAGCUCCCAAGGAUAAGGUCACUACAGCAAUGAGCACUUUACAGAAAUACUAUGGUCUAAAACCUCCAAAUCGGAGGGGCUCAACUGAAGGCAUGGAGAUGGCUGUUUACAGAAGUAGAAGUUCAGAAGACUUUGAUGAUGGGUUGUUGUCAAAGGCCUCACCAUUUUCUGAUUCUCAAAGUCACCAUAACAUGACUAGACGUUUUUCUGUUGGUCAAUUGACUGAGAAUGGUGCAAUGGCUGAUUAUAUGCACUUUGCAGACUCCAUGGAUGGGGAGGGUGAGAAAUCUGAUGAUAAGUCAGUCCGAAGGCGUCAGAAAACUGAAGUUGAAAAUGGGAAUGUCACACCAGAGAGGAUGUUAAAAGGGGAAAAAAGUGGUGGGAGCAGUGGUUUCUCAGCCUCAACAGGAAAGGGUUUAGCCAUGAGGCCGAAAUCAGCAAGCCGAGCAGUGCUGCAAUCUGAGUCAGAUUCAGGAUGGUUGAACUCUAUCCCAGUGGGACUGGGAGAGUCUAUCGUGACCACUGAUGAAGUGACUGUUGUUCGCAAAUCAUCAAGCACACCAAGUUUAAAAGAGGAGGAAAAUAACAGCACAGCAUCAGUUUGGCCAACUUCAAGGUGGAGCUUGAAAACAGACUUGCAAGCUCUUUCAAAUGCAGCAUCUAUUACCAGACCAAUCUUUGAUGGCUUGCCGAAACCAAUAACUGGCCGCUGGAAAACUGCCCUUGAUUAGAGGAAUUUUCAUUUGCACUUUCAUAUAAUCAAGUUGCUUCUUUACUAAGAGUAAGAUUCAAUGGAAUGGGCUGAAAUUUCUCAGCUGCACGUUUGGCCAUAGUCAUACUUCAUAUAUAUAGCUGCAGUGCAAUUCAAACAGGAGAAAAAUACCUGAGAGAUUACAAUAGAAGCAGAAUUAUACGGCAAUAAGAUUCUUGUUUCCAAAUAUUGGUAUGUUAAUAACAUUCAAGUCUGAAGCCGUACCUGCAACAGCUUAAGAAAAGCUGCAACAGAGCAGAUAAGUGACGGGAUUAUUUAUCUUAUAUACUAUUUUUUUGUUCUCGGUUAUGUGUUCCUUUGUAUUGAAAGUGGAAAUCCCCACAUGGACAGGGAGUUGAAAUUUAGGAUGGUGAUCUUAUCGUAUCUGUUAUAUAAUUGGAUCAAGAAAGGUGAUGCUGUGCAUUGCAGUACAAUUGUAUCAUUCCUUGCUUAUUGGCAAUGUAGAUUGAUUUUUUAUUUAUGAUACAAUAGUCUUCCAGUUAA